AUGUACAUCUCCGGCCAGCUGGGGAUAGACGUGGCCUCAGGGAAGCUGGUGGAGGGAGGGGUACAGGCUCAAGCCAGACAGGUGAGAGAUGGUGGAGGGGGGGGGGGCUCAGGUGAGAGAUGGUGGAGGGAGGGAGAGGAGAGAUGGCAGAGGGGGAGGGUGAGAGAUGGUGGAUGGAGAGGGGGGAGAUGGGAGUGGUUGGAGUGUUAGUGGAAGGUGCUAGAUAGGGGAGGGGGAGGUGAGAGAUGAGGGAGGGGGAGAGAUGGUGGAGGGGGGAGAGAUGGUGGGGGGGAGAGAUGGUGGGGGGGGGAGAGAUGGUUGAGGGGGGGAGAGAGAUGGUUUUGAGGGGGGAGAGAGAGAUGGUUUGAGGGGGGGAGAGAUGGUGUGAGGGGGGAGAGAUGGUUGAGGGGGGGAGAGAGAUGGUGGAGGGGAGGUGAGAGAUGGUGGAGGGGGGAGAGAUGGUGGAGGGGGGAGAGAUGGUGGAGGGGAGGUGAGAGAUGGUGGGCGGGAGGGAGAGAUGGUGGAGGGGGGGAGAGAGAUGGUGGAGGGGGGAGAGAGAUGGUUGAGGGAAGGUGAGAGAUGGUUGAGGGGGGAGAGAGAUGGUGGAGGGAGGGAGAGAUGGUUGAGGGGAGGUGAGAGAUGGUGGAGGGGGGGAGAGAUGGUGGAGGGGGGAGAGAGAUGGUGGAGGGGGGAGAGAGAUGGUUGAGGGAAGGUGAGAGAUGGUGGAGGGGGGAGAGAGAUGGUUGAGGGGAGGUGUCUGAAUGAUCAAGGUAAAAUAUAAUUAUAUUAUAAUACUUAUAGUAUUAGUCAUGUUAGUCAUGUUAGUACUUAUUACAGCCUCCCUCCUCCAUCACCAACCCUUCCCUCACCUCCUCCCUCCUCCCUCCUCCCUCCUCCAUCACCAACCCUUCCCUCACCUCCUCCCCCAACAGGCUCUGGUCAAUAUGGGAGAGAUCCUGAAUGCAGCUGGAUGUGGUUAUGAUAAUGGUGAGACUCUUUAAAAUAUAUAUAUAUAUAUAUCAUCAGAUGAACAAGAAUGAAUGUAUGUUUAUUAAAUGUAAAAGACAAGAAAUGAUUAGAUUAAUUCCAGCUGAGAUCUAAAGACUAAUCUGAAAUGUGUAUCUGACAGACUUCUUUACUUUUGUCUCUUUCAGUCGUCAAGACAACUGUGCUGUUGGCAGACAUAAAUGACUUUGUCUAUGUCAACAAUGUUUAUAAGACAUGUAAGUGUUUGACCUGACAAUGUUAGGGGCUAAGGGUUAUGGGAGAAUCUCAAUUAUAUGUAUUUGUUUGCUCACGUCCUGUCGCUUCCUGCUCAAAACACACAAGGAGAGCGAAUACAAAUCAAUUGAGAUUCUCCCCAUGUCCGCAUCUAACGUUUGAGUUUAGUCCACCUCGUCAUAAUGUCCUGCAUGUCCACAACUGUCCACACGAUGGCGCCCUGUACCCUGAAUAACGGCACUUCUCUGUCAGGAUCUGUUGGCCACUUGUUCUGUGUGCCUAGUGCAUAAUAUUGAAUACUUACUUUAGACCCAGCAUUCUUCAGUAGCACAUUCAUACAUGUCUGAAAGGACAACAGAUACAUAAACUCAGCAAAAAAAGAAACGUCCUCUCACUGUCAACUAAGUUUAUUUUCAGCAAACUUAACAAGUGUAAAUAUUUGUAUGAACAUAACAAGAUUCAACAACUGAGACAUAAACUGAACAAGUUCCACAGACAUGUGACUAACAGAAAUGGAAUAAUGUGUCCCUGAACAAAGGGGGGGUCAAAAUCAAAAGUAACAGUCAGUAUCUGGUGUGGCCACCAGCUGCAUUAAGUACUGCAGUGCAUCUCCUCCUCAUGGACUGCACCAGAUUUGCCAGUUCUUGCUGUGAGAUGUUACCCCACUCUUCCACCAAGGCACCUGCAAGUUCCCAGACAUUUCUUGGGGGGGUGGCCCUAGCCCUCACCCUCCGAUCCAACAGGUCCCAGACGUGUUCAAUGGGGCUCUUCGCUGGCCAUGGCAGAACACUGACAUUCCUGUCUUGCAGGAAAUCACGCACAGAACGAGCAGUAUGGCUGGUGGCAUUGUCAUGCUGGAGGGUCAUGUCAGGAUGAGCCUGCAGGAAGGGUACCACAUGAGGGAGGAGGAUGUCUUCCCUGUAACGCACAGCGUUGAGAUUGCCUGCAAUGACAACAAGCUCAGUCCGAUGAUGCUGUGACACAUCGCCCCAGACCAUGACGGACCCUCCACCUCCAAAUCGAUCCCGCUCCAGAGUACAGGCCUCGGUGUAACGCUCAUUCCUUCGACGAUAAACGUGAAUCCGACCAUCACCCCUAGUGAGACAAAACCGCGACUCGUCAGUGAAGAGCACUUUAUGACAGUCCUGUCUGGUCCAGCGAUGGUGGGUUUGUGCCCAUAGGCGACGUUGUUGCCGGUGAUGUCUGGUGAGGACCUGCCUUACAACAGGCCUACAAGCCCUCAGUCCAGUCUCUCUCAGCCUAUUGCGGACAGUCUGAGCACUGAUGGAGGGAUUGUGCUUUCCUGGUGUAACUCGGGCAGUUGUUGUUGCCAUCCUUUACCUGUCCCGCAGGUGUGAUGUUUGGAUGUACCGAUCCUGUGCAGGUGUUACACGUGGUCUGCCACUGCGAGGACGAUCAGCUGUCCGUCCUGUCUCCCUGUAGGGUUGUCUUAGGCGUCUCACAGUACGGACAUUGCAAUUUAUUGCCCUGGCCACAUCUGCAGUCCUCCUGCCUCCUUGCAGCAUGCCUAAGGCACGUUCACGCAGAUGAGCAGGGACCCUGGGCAUCUUUCUUUUGGGGUUUUUCAGAGUCAGUAGAAAGGCCUCUUUAGUGUCCUAAGUUUUCAUAACUGUGACCUUAAUUGCCUACCAUCUGUAAGCUGUUAGUGUCUUAACGACCGUUCCACAGGUGCAUGUUCAUUAAUUGUUUAUGGUUCAUUGAACAAGCAUGGGAAACAGUGUUUAAACCCUUUACAAUGAAGAUCUGUGAAGUUAUUUGAAUUUUUACGAAUUAUCUUUGAAAGGCAGAAAUUGAUGCAUAGCUGUACCUCUGCCCUUCAUAAUUAAACUCUUGUCUGGCUUUGCCUUGCCAAGGUACGUUUCCCAUAGUUCCUUUUCCAGAGGCCUCAAUGGCACUCUGGCUGCAUAGGUAUUUCCUCUUUGAUCACAGUGGAACUGAACCCUGGUGUGUGUCAGAGUGGAAGAGGAUACAGGGAAGCUCUGUGAAACCCAACCCGACCCAACCCUCUCCCUGGGUCCUGCCUGAAACCCGACCCGACCCAACCCUCUCCCUGGGUCCUGCCUGUAGCCACACGGUUCCAGUCAGCCAAAACUGCAACCAGCCAUGAAGUUCAUAGAACUAGAUCUAAUAUAUGGCCUGGAGAAUACGUCUCAUGUCCAUGACCUUAGUUUAGAGUGAAUACUACCAACUGUACUCUCAAGCAGUGUGGUAAAAAGAGGCAGAAGCUUGGACCAGCUGGGUGAUUUUGAAGUGGUCAUGAAUAUAUGAUGUGAUGUGGUUAUGGAGAGGACAUACUUUCUUAAUGGCACAGUGUUCAGCCAGGUGUUCAGCCAGGUGUUCAGCCAGGUGUUCAGCCAGGUUUUCAGCCAGUUUUUCAGCCAGGUUUUCAGCCAGGUUUUCAGCCAGGUGUUCAGCCAGGUGUUCAGCCAGGUGUUCAGCCAGGUUUUCAGCCAGGUUUUCAGCCAGGUGUUCAGCCAGGUGUUCAGCCUGGAGUAUAUUUGUUACUACUCCUUGUCAUUCAGAGUCUAGACCUUCCCUGCUUAUUAAAGUUUCUUUGGAAACGUCCUUUCAGUAUAAAAAUGAUUGGAAUUAGUCCUACUGUAAUUCAGUAUGAUUUGGGGAAAUUGUUUGUACAAUGUACUUUCUUUUUUUCAUUCAGUUUUCAACAAAAACUUCCCUGCCAGAGCUGCCUACCAGGUUGCUGCCCUCCCCAGAGUAAGCACCAUAACCACACGUAUCUAACCCUGACCCUCCCCAGAGUCAGCACCAUAACCACACGUAUCUAACCCUGACCCUCCCCAGAGUCAGCACCAUAACCACACGUAUCUAACCCUAACCCUCCCCAGAGUCAGCACCAUAACCACACGUAUCUAACCCUGACCCUCCCCAGAGUCAGCACCAUAACCACACGUAUCUAACCCAUAACCCUCCCCAGAGUCAGCACCAUAACCACACGUAUCUAACCCUGACCCUCCCCCAGAGUCAGCCACCAUAACCACACGUAUCUAACCCUAACCCUCCCCAGAGUCAGCACCAUAACCACACGUAUCUAACCCUAACCCUCCCCAGAGUAGGAACCAUAACCACACGUAUCUAACCCUAACCCUCCCCAGAGUCAGCACCAUAACCACACGUAUCUAACCCUCCCCAGAGUAGGAACCAUAACCACACGUAUCUAACCCUCCCCAGAGUAGGAACCAUAACCCACACGUAUCUAACCCUAACCCUCCCCAGAGUCAGCACCAUAACCACACGUAUCUAACCCUAACCCUCCCCAGAGUAGGAACCAUAACCACACGUAUCUAACCCUAACCCUCCCCAGAGUCAGCACCAUAACCACACGUAUCUAACCCUAACCCUCCCCAGAGUAGGAACCAUAACCACACGUAUCUAACCCUAACCCACCCCAGAGUCAGCACCAUAACCACACGUAUCUAACCCUAACCCUCCCCAGAGUAGGAACCAUAACCACACGUAUCUAACCCUAACCCUCCCCAGAGUAGGAACCAUAACCACACGUAUCUAACCCUAACCCUAACCCUAACCCUAAUCCCCAGAGUAGGCACCAUAACCACACGUAUCUAACCCUCCCCAGAGUCAGCACCAUAACCACACGUAUCUAACCCUCCCCAGAGUCAGCACCAUAACCACACGUAUCUAACCCUAACCCAGAGUCAGCACCAUAACCACACGUAUCUAACCCUAACCCACCCCAGAGUCAGCACCAUAACCACAUGUAUCUAACCCUAACCCUCCCCCAGAGUCAGCAACCAUAACCACACGUAUCUAACCCUAACCCUCCCCCAGAGUAGGAACCAUAACCACACGUUAUCUAACCCUAACCCUCCCCAGAGUAGGCACCAUAAACCACACGUAUCUAACCCUAACCCUCCCCAGUCAGCACCAUAACCACACGUAUCUAACCCUAACCCUCCCCAGAGUAGGCACCAUAACUACACGUAUCUAACCCUAACCCUCCCCAGAGUCAGCACCAUAACCACACGUAUCUAACCCUAACCCUCCCCAGAGUCAGCACUAUAACCACACGGAUCUAACCCUCCCCAGAGUCAGCACCAUAACCACACGUAUCUAACCCUAACCCUCCCCAGAGUAGGCACCAUAACUACACGUAUCUAACCCUAACCCUCCCCAGAGUCAGCACCAUAACCACACGUAUCUAACCCUAACCCUCCCCAGAGUAGGAACCAUAACCACACGUAUCUAACCCUAACCCUCCCCAGAGUCAGCACCAUAACCACACGUAUCUAACCCUAACCCUCCCCAGAGUAGGAACCAUAACCACACGUAUCUAACCCUAACCCUCCCCAGAGUCAGCACCAUAACCACACGUAUCUAACCCUAACCCUCCCCAGUCAGCACCAUAACCACACGUAUCUAACCCUAACCCUCCCCAGAGUAGGAACCAUAACCACACGUAUCUAACCCUAACCCUCCCCAGAGUCAGCACCAUAACCACACGUAUCUAACCCUAACCCUCCCCAGAGUAGGCACCAUAACUACACGUAUCUAACCCUAACCCUCCCCAGAGUAGGAACCAUAACCACACGUAUCUAACCUAACUCUCCCCAGAUUCAGCACCAUAACCACACGUAUCUAACCCUCCCCAGAGUCAGCACCAUAACCACACGUAUCUAACCCUCACCCAGAGUCAGCACCAUAACCACACGUAUCUAACCCUAACCCUCCCCCAGAGUCAGUACCAUAACCACACGUAUCUAACCCUAACCCUCCCCAGAGUCAGCACCAUAACCACACGUAUCUAACCCUAACCCACCCCAGAGUCAGCACCAUAACCACACGUAUCUAACCCUCCCCAGAGUCAGCACCAUAACCACACGUAUCUAACCCUAACCCUCCCCAGAGUCAGCACCAUAACCACACGUAUCUAACCCUAACCCUCCCCAGAGUCAGCACCAUAACCACACGUAUCUAACCCUAACCCUCCCCAGAGUCAGCACCAUAACCACACGUAUCUAACCCUAACCCUCCCCAGAGUCAGCACCAUAACCACCACGUAUCUAACCCUAACCCUCCCCAGAGUCAGCACCAUAAACCACACGUAUCUAACCCUAACCCUCCCCAGAGUCAGCACUAUAACCACACGUAUCUAACCCUCCCCAGAGUCAGCACCAUAACCACACGUAUCUAACCCUGACCCUCCCCAGUCAGCACCAUAACCACACGUAUCUAACCCUCCCCAGAGUCAGCACCAUAACCACACGUAUCUAACCCUAACCCUCCCCAGAGUAGGAACCAUAACCACACGUAUCUAACCCUCCCCAGAGUCAGCACCAUAACCACACGUAUCUAACCCUAACCCUCCCCAGAGUCAGCACCAUAACCACACGUAUCUAACCCUAACCCUCCCCAGAGUCAGCACCAUAACCACACGUAUCUAACCCUCCCCAGAGUCAGCACCAUAACCACACAUAUCUAACCCUAACCCUCCCCAGAGUAGGAACCAUAACCACACGUAUCUAACCCUAACCCUCCCCAGAGUCAGCACCAUAACCACACGUAUCUAACCCUCCCCCAGAGUCAGCACCAUAACCACACGUAUCUAACCCUAACCCUCCCCAGAGUCAGCACCAUAACCACACGGAUCUAACCCUAACCCUCCCCAGAGUAGGAACCAUAACCACACGUAUCUAACCCUAACCCUCCCCAGAGUCAGCACCAUAACCACACGUAUCUAACCCUAACCCACCCCAGAGUAGGCACCAUAACCACAUGUAUCUAACCCUAACCCUCCCCAGAGUCAGCACCAUAACCACACGCAUCUAACCCUAACCCUCCCCAGAGUAGGCACCAUAACCACACGUAUCUAACCCUAACCCUCCCCAGAGUCAGCACCAUAACCACACGCAUCUACUUAUUAUGUAUCUACUUGAUAUUAAAGAUGUAAUACUCUUCCAAAUGGUGAUUCUAACCUCAUUCUGUUUCUCUCUCUCUCUCUCUCUCUCUCUCUCUCUCUCUCUCUCUCUCUCUCUCUCUCUCUCUCUCUCUCUCUCUCUCUCUCUCUCUCUCUCUCUCUCUCUCUCUCUCUCUCAUUCACUAAUUCACUCACACUCUCUCUCUCUCACUCUGGCUCUCUUUCUCUCCCGCUCUCGCCCCUUUUCUCUCACUGACUCAUUCACUCUCUCUCACUCUCACGCUGUCUCUCUCUCCCCAUUCUCUCUCUCUCUCCUCUUUCUCUCUCUCUCUCUCACUCAGGAUGGUCUGGUGGAGAUCGAGGCCGUGGCUGUUCUGGGACCCAUCUCUGACUCCUGUCUAACAGGCCAGGGCAUCAACAAGCUGUAAACUAACUAACCUGGAAGUGAACGUUUAACAGCCUUGAAAUUGUCCCAGUUUAAACAUUAAUUAAAUUAACCCAAACCACCGCUAGACUUCGGCUAUACUGCCCAGACAUUCCAAGGCCUUGAAGAGGCCAAUACAAGCCUUACCCAAAGCCAUAUACAGGCCUUACCCAAAGCCAUAUACAGGCCUUAACCAAAGCCAUAUACAGGCCUUACCCAAAGCCAUAUACAGGCCUUAACCAAAGCCAUAUACAGGCCUUACCCAAAGCCAUAUCACCCUUUAAACCCAAAGCCAAAAAACCUUACCCAAAGCCAUAUCAGGCCUUACCCAAACCAUUACACCCCUUCCCAAAGCCUUACACCUUCCCCCAAAGCCAAUACGGCCUUCCCCAAACCCCUAACAGGCCUUUCCCCAAAAGCCAUAUACGGGGCCUUAAACCAAAGCCAUAUACGGCCUUACCCAAACCCAUAUACGGCCUAACCAAACCCAAAUACAGGCCUUACCCAAACCAAACGCCUUAAACCAAAAGCCCCCAAAAAAAAAUUUAAAAAAAAACACCCCCUUUACCCAAAGCCAUAUACAGGCCUUACCCAAAGCCAUAUACAAGCCUUACCCAAAGCCAUAUACAAGCCUUCCCAAAAACCCAUAUAAAAAGCCUUACCCCAAACCCAUUACAAGCCUACCCAAAAGCCAAUACAAGCCUUACCCAAACCUAAAGCCUCCCAAACCCAAAAUUAAAACCAAACCAACCCAAAAGGCCAUUACGCCUUAACCAAAACCCAUAAAAAGCCUUUAAAACCCCAAACCCAUAUCGGGCCCUUUUACCCAAACCAUAUCAGGCCCUUAAACCAAACCCCUAUACAGGUUUAAAACCAAACGGGCCAAAAAAUAACGGGCCCUUUAAACCAAAGCCAUAUACAGGCCAAACCCAAAGCCUAUACAGCCAAAACCAAAAGCCAUAUACAGGCCUUACCCAAACCUAUCGGCCCUUUAAACCAAAGCCAUAUCGGCCUUACCCAAAGCCAAAAACACCUUUAACCAAACCAUAUCGGCCCUUUACCCAAAGCCAAAAAACAGGCCUUACCCAAAGCCAAACACCCCUUCCCCUAACUUAAAAAUUUUAAAGUCCAAAGUUAAUUUUCCCCAAAAACCUAAAGGGUUCAAAAAAAAAAAAAAAUUAACGAGGGGAAAGAAAAAAUCCCAAAAAACCUUCCCCUUUCCCCCUUCGGGCCUACCCCAAACCAAACGGCCUUAAAAGAAUCGCCAAAAAGUAACCCCCUUAACCCAAAUAUCCCUUAAAAAGCCUGCCUAAAAACCAAACGGCCUUAAAAAAGCCAUAUAAGGGGCCCUUAAAAGCCCAUAACGGUUAAAAAACCCUUACAAAAAAAAGCCUUUAUAACUUCCCAAACCUAUACCUUAACCAAAACCAAAAACAGGCUAAAAACCCCUAUCAGGUUUUUCCCCAAAGCCUAUAAAGGCCUUAAAAAAGCCUAACAGGUUCCCCGUAACAGGUUUAAAAAAGUUACAGUUUAAAAAAACCCAAAUUGGGUAAAAAUGUUUUUGUCUUAGUUUUUUUUCUUAAAUUUUUUCUCAAAAAGUGUCCCCCUAAAAUUGCCCCGAAUACAUAAUUUUACAUAUUUUUGUCCUUGGGGCCAUUUUAAAUUUGUUACAAGUGUGGUAGAACUUUUAACACAGAAAUAUUUUUUAAAAAAAGGUUUAAAAAGCAAAAGUUUUACGCAAAUCAUGAAUGUUUUAAACUGUUUUUUUUCAAACCCGAAAAUCAAAAAAUAAAUUUUUAAACCCAAAAAAAAACCCAAAAGGUUACGGGUGCCCUGGUCAAAAAGGGUACUGGUGGGGCGCUGGCAACAGGCGAAACGGGUGAAAAUUUUAACUUCUUCAUUUUCAUUUAAAACCAUUUAAAAAAUUAAUUCAAAUUUUCUUCUUUUCCAAAAAUGGGAGUUAAGGGAAAAAAAAAUCUUUGAAAAAUUUUUGGCAGUAAAAGGGUUACAGGGAGAGAAUUAUGAAGGUUUUUUAAAAAAGGGAAUAAGUUUAAAGGGGUUAGAAGAAUUUUGGGGAAAAUUUUUUAAAAAAAUGUAACAAAAAAGGGGGGAAGACGAUUUCGGGAGGAAAAAGGAAAAGGGGGAUAGGAACCCGGAAAAAGGGGGGCCCAUUUAAGGUUGGGGGUUAAAAAAUUUUCCCCCCAAAAGGUUAGGAAACCAUAAUUUUUAAAGAAACGGGGAAGACCAUUUCCCCUUCCCAAACUGGGGGGCUAAAUGAAAGGGGGAAAAAAUCAAUUUAGUAUGGGUGGACAUCCAAGAAAUAUGAAGCAACAAGUUCACUUUGUAUUUCAUGUAAAGAACCCUUCUCACCUGGUUGCAGCUGGCGUGGGUUCUGCUGUGGUCUCAGCUGCUUUUCAGGAAUGAGAACAAUAAAAAAUUAAAAUUAAAACACAAAGCAGUCAAAAACCUACAUUCACUAAUUGUUAUGUUUUGGGGAAAAAGUGUUAAGAAGCCUGGAAAGGUAAUCCUGAAAUAAAUCCUGAACAACAGAAGCUGCAAUGUUAACGGCCCUGAUAGGUCACCUGAUAGGUCCCCUGAUAGGUCCCCUGAUAGGUCACCUGAUAGGUCACCUGAUAGGUCACCUGAUAGGUCCCCUGAUAGGUCACCUGAUAGGUCCCUCUGCUGUGUAUAGUGCCCCUAAUGGCCCCUUAUGUGUAGUGCACUACUUCUGAUCAGGGCUCCCUAGGUUUGGUUUGGCAGGCCAUGAAUCAUUCUGCACCUCAGUAGAACCAGUGGUCCACUGUAAGGUCUACACCUGUUGUAUUCGGCGCAUGUGACAAAUAAAAUUUGAUUUGAUUUGAUUUUGACAUGAUCUGUCACAUGAUCUCAGUAUAUAUACACCUGUUCUGAAAGGCCCCAGAGUCUGCAGCACCACUAAGCAAGGGGCACCACCAAGCAAAUGGCACCAUGAAGACCAAGGAGCUCUCCAAACAGGUCAGGGACAAAGUUGUGGAGAACUACAGAUCAGGGUUGGGUUAUAAAAAAAUAUCAGAAACUUUGAACAUCCCACGGAGCACCAUUAAAUCCAUUAUUAAAAGAUGGAAAGAAUAUGGCACCACAACAAACCUGCCAAGAGAGGGCCGCCCACCAAAACUCAUGGACCAGGCAAGGAGGGCAUUAAUCAGAGGCAACAAAGAGACCAAAGAUAACCCUGAAGGAGCUGCAAAGCUCCACAUCGGAGAUUACAGUAUCUGUCCAUAGGACCACUUUAAGCUGUACACUCCACAGAGCUGGGCUUUACGGAAGAGUGGCCAGAAAAAAGCCAUUGCUUAAAGAAAGAAAUAAGCAAAUACGUUUGGUGUUCGCCAAAAGGCAUGUGGGAGACUCCCCAAACAUAUGAAAGAAGGUACUCUGUUCAGAUUAGACUAAAAUUGAGCUUUUUGGAAAACGCUAUGUCUGGCGCAAACCCAACACCUCUCAUCACCCCGAGAACACAAUCCCCACAGUGAAGCAUGGUGGUGGCAGCAUCAUGCUGUGGGGAUGUUUUUCAUCGGCAGGGACUGGGAAACUGGUCAGAAUUGAAGGAAUGAUGGAUGGCGCUAAAUACAGGGAAAUUAUUGAGGGAAACCUGUUUCAGUCUUCCAGAGAUUUGAGACUGGGACGGAGGUUCACCUUCCAGCAGGACAAUGACCCUAAGCAUACUGCUAAAGCAACAGUCGAGUGGUUUAAGGGGAAACAUUUAAAUGUCUUGGAAUGGCCUAGUCAAAGCCCAGACCUCAAUCCAAUUGAGAAUCUGUGGUAUGACUUAAAGAUUGCUGUACACCAGCGGAACCCAUCCAACUUGAAGGAGCUGGAGCAGUUUUGCCUUGAAGAAUGGGCAAAAAUCCCAGUGGCUAGAUGUGCCAAGCUUAUAGAGACAUACCCCAAGAGACUUGCAGCUGUAAUUGCUGCAAAAGGUGGCUCGAUAAAGUAUUCACUUUGGGGGAGUGAAUAGUUAUGCACGCUCAAGUUUUCUGUUUCAAAAAUAUAUAUAUUUUGCAUCUUCAAAGUGGUAGGCAUGUUGUGUAAAUCAAAUUAUACAAACCCCCAAAAAAUCAAUUUUAAUUCCAGGUUGUAAGUUAACAAAAUAGGAAAAAUGCCAAGGGGGGUGAAUACUUUCGCAAGCCACUGUAUAUAGUUGAAUAGAACCAGUGGUCCAGUAUAUAGUUGAAUAGAACCAGUGGUCCAAAAGACCAUAUAUACAGUACCAGUCAAAGGUUUGGACACACCUACUCAUUCAAGGGUUUUUCUUUAUUUGUAAAAUGUUCUAAAUUGUAGAAUAAUAGUGAAGACAUCAAAACUAUGAAAUAACACAUAUGGAAUCAUGUAGUAACCAAAAAAGUGUUAAACAAAUCAAAAUAUAUUUUAUAUUUGAGAUUCUUCAAUGUAGCCACCCUUUGCCUUGAUGACAGCUUUGCACACUAUUGGCAUUCUCUCAACCAGCUUCAUGAGGUAGUCACCUGGAAUGCAUUUCAAUUCAAAUCGAAUCAAAUCAAAUCCAUUUUUAUUUGCCGCAUGCGCCGAAUACAACAGGUGCAGACAUUACAGAAAUGCUUACUUACAGCCCUUAACCAACAGUGCAUUUAUUUUUAACAAAAAAGUAAAAAUAAAACAACAACAAAAAAAGUGUUGAGAAAAAAAGAGCAGCAGUAAAAUAAAAUAACGUAGCGUAAAAGGAUGGGGUGGGGGGGCAGUGCAAAUAGUCCGGGUAGCAAUGAUUAGCUGUUCAGGAGUCUUAUGGCUUGGGGGUAGAAGCUGUUGAGAAGCCUUUUGGACCUAGUCUUGGCGCUCUGGUACCGUUUGCCGUGCGGUAACAGAGAGAACAGUCUAUGACUAGGGUGGCUGGAGUCUUUGACAAUUUUGAGGGCCUUCCUCUGACAUCGCCUGGUAUAGAGGUCCUGGAUGGCAGGAAGCUUGGCCCCAGUGAUGUACUGGGCCGUACGCACUACCCUCUGUAGUGCCUUGCGGUCGGAGGCCGAGCAGUUGCCAUACCAGGCGGUGAUGCAACCAGUCAGGAUGCUCUCGAUGGUGCAGCUGUAUAACUUUUUGAGGAUCUGAGGACCCAUGCCACAUUCUUUCAGUCUCCUGAGGGGGAAUAGGCUUUGUCGUGCCCUCUUCACGACUGUCUUGGUGUGUUUCGACCAUGAUAGUUCGUUGGUGAUAUGGACACCAAGGAACUUGAAGCUCUCAACCUGUUCCACUACAGCCCCGUCGAUGAGAAUGGGGGCGUGUUCAGUCCUCUUUUUUUUCCUGUAGUCCACAAUCAUCUCAUUUGUCUUGAUCACGUUGAGGGAGAGGUUGUUAUCCUGGCACCACACGGCCAGGUCUCUGACCUCCUCCCUAUAGGCUGUCUCAUCGUUGUCGUGAUCAGGCCUACCACUGUUGUGUCGUCGGCAAACUUAAUGAUGGUGUUGGAGUCGUGCCUGGCCAUGCAGUCAUGGGUGAACAGGGAGUACAGGAGGGGACUGAGCACACACCCCUGAGGGGCCCCCGUUUUGAGGAUCAGCGUGGCAGAUGUUUUGUUACCUACCCUUACCACCUGGGGGCGGCCCGUCAGGAAGUCCAGGAUCCAGUUAGAGAGGGAGGUGUUUAGUCCCAGGGUCCUUAGCUUAGUGAUGAGCUUUGAGGGCACUAUGGUGUUGAACGCUGAGCUGUAGUCAAUUAAUAGCAUUCUCACGUAGGUGUUCCUCUUGUCCAGGUGGGAAAGGGCAGUGUGGAGUGCAAUAGAGAUUGCAUCAUCUGUGGAUCUGUUGGGGCGGUAUGCAAAUUGGAGUGGGUCUAGGGUUUCUGGGAUAAUGGUGUUGAUGUGAGCCAUGACCAGCCUUUCAAAGCACUUCAUGGCUACAGACGUGAGUGCUACGGGUCGGUAGUCAUUUAGGCAGGUUAUCUUAGUGCCCUUGGGCACAGGGACUAUGGUGGUCUGCUUGAAACAUGUUGGUAUUACAGACUCAGUCAGGGACAUGUUGAAAAUGUCAGUGAAGACACUUGGUCAGCACAUGCUCGGAGUACACGUCCUGGUAAUCCGUCUGGCCAUGCGGCCUUGUGAAUGUUGACUUGCUAAAAAGUCUUACUCACAUCGGCUACGGAGAGCGUGAUCACAUAUUCAUCCGGAACAGCUGGUGCUCUCAUGCAUGCUUCAGUGUUGCUUGCCUCGAAGCGAGCAUAGAAGUGAUUUAGCUCGUCUGGUAGGCUUGUGUCACUGGGUAGCUUGCGGCUGUGCUUCCCUUUGUAGUCUGUAAUAGUUUUCAAGCCCUGCCACAUCCGACGAGUGUCAGAGCCGGUGUAGUACGAUUCAAUCUUAGUCCUGUAUUGACUCUUUGCCUGUUUGAUGGUUCGUCGGAGGGGAUAGCAGGAUUUCUUAUAAGCGUCCGGGUUAGAGUCCCGCUGCUUGAAAGCGGCAGCUCUAGCCUUUAGCUCAGUGCAGAUGUUGCCUGUAAUCCAUGGCUUCUGGUUGGGGUAUGUACAUAUGGUCACUGUGGGGACGAUGUCAUCGAUGCGCUUAUUGAUGAAGCCAGUGACUGAUGGCGUACUCCUCAAUGCUGUCUGAAGAAUCCCGGAACAUAUUCCAGACUGUGCAAACAAAACAGUCCUGUAGCUUAGCAUCUGGGUCAUCUGACCACUUUUUUAUUAACCGAGUCACUGGUGCUUCCUGCUUUAGUUUUUGCUUGUAAGCAGGAAUCAGGAGGAUAGAGUUAUGGUCAGAUUUGCCAAAAGGAGGGCGAGGGAGAGCUUUGUACGCGUCUCUGUGUGUGGAGUAAAGGUGGUCUAGAGUUUUUUUUUCCUCUGGUCGCACAUUUAACAUGCUAGUAGAAAUUAGGUAGAACGGAUUUCAGUUUCCCUGCAUUAAAGUCCCCGGCCACUAGGAGCGCUGCCUCUGGAUGAGCGUUUUCCUGUUUACUUAUGGCCUUAUACAGCUCAUUCAGUGCAGUCUUAGUUCCAGCAUUGGUUUGUGGUGGUAUAUAGACAGCUAUGAAAAAUAUAGAUGAAAACUCUCUUGGUAAAUAGUGUGGUCUACAGCUUAUCAUAAGAUACUCUUCCUCAGGCGAGCAAAACCUCGAGACUUCCUUAGUAUUUGAUUUUGUGCACCAGCUGUUGUUUACAAAUAUACACAGACCGCCACCCCUUGUCUUACCGGAGUCAGCCAUUCUAUCCUGCCGAUGUAGCGUAUAGCCCGCUAGCUGUAUGUUAUCCAUGUCGUUCAGCCACGACUCGGUGAAACAUAAGAUAUUACAGUUUUUAAUAUCCCGUUGGUAGGAUAACCUUAAUCUUAGGUCAUCCAAUUUAUUUUCAAAUGAUUGAAGAUUGGCUAAUAGGAUUGAUGGGAGAGGCAGUUUACUCGCUCGCCGUCGGAUCCUUACAAGGCACCCCGACCUACGUCCACGAUAUCUCUGUCUCUUUCUCAUGCGAAUGACGGGGAUUUGCUCUUGUCGGGUGUCUGUAGAUAUCCUUCGCGUCCGACUCGUUGAAGAAAAAAUCUUUGUCCAAUACGAGGUGAGUAAUCACUGUCCUGAUAUCCAGAAGCUCUUUUUGGUCAUAACAGACGGUGGCAGAAACAUUAUGUACAGAAUAAAUUACAAAUAACGCCAAAAAACACACAUAAUAGUAGAAUUGGUUAGAGGGCUGUAAAACGGCAGCCAUCUUCUCCGGCGCCAUUAUGAAGAACAGGUGUGCCUUGUUAAAAGUUCAUUUGUGGAAUCUAUUUCCUUCUUAAUGCGUUUGAGCCAAUCAGUUGCGUUGUGACAAGGUAGGGGUGGUAUACAGACGAUAGCCCUAUUUGGUAAAAGACCAAGUCCAUAUUAUGGCAAGAACAGCUCAAAUAAUCAAAGAGAAACAACAGUCCAUCAUUACAUUAAGACAUCAAGGCCAGUCAAUCCGGAAAAUGUCAAGAACUUUGAAAGUUUCUUCAAGUGCAGUCGCAAAAACCAUCAAGCACUAUGAUGAAACUGGCUCUCAUGAGGACCGCCACAGGAAAGGAAGACCCAGAGUUACCUCUGCUGCAGAGUAUAAGUUCAUUAGAGUUACCAGCCUCAGAAAUUGCAGCCCAAAUAAAUGCCUCACAGAGUUCAAGUAACAGACACAUCUCAACAUCAACUGUUCAGAGGAGACUGUGUGAAUCAGGCCUUCAUGGUCGAAUUGCUGCAAAGAAACCACUACUAAAGGACACCAAUAAUAAUAAGAGACUUGCUUGGGCCAAGAAACACGAGCAAUGGACAUUAGACCGGUGGAAAUGUGUCCUUUGGUCUGAUGAGUCCAGAUUUGGGAUUUUUGGUUCCAACCGCUGUAUCUUUGUGAGACGUGGUGUGGGUGAACGGAUGAUCUCCGCAUGUGUAUUUCCCACCGUAAAGCAUAGAGGAGGAUGUGUUAUGGUGUGGGGGUGCUUUGCUGGUGACACUGUCAGUGAUUUAUUUAGAAUUCAUGGCACACUUAACCAGCAUGGCUACCACAGCAUUCUGCAGCGAUACGCCAUCCCAUCUGGUCUGCGCUUAGUGGGAAUAUCAUUUGUUUUUCAACAGGACAAUGACCCAACACACCUCCAGGCUGUGUAAGGGCUAUUUGACCAAGGAGAGUGAUGGAGUGCUGCAUCAGAUGACCUGGCCUCCACAAUCACACCACCUCAACCCAAUUGAGAUGGUUUGGGAUGAGUCGGACCGCAGAGUGAAGGAAAAGCAGCCAACAAGUGCUCAGCAUAUGUGGGAACUCCUUCAAGACUGUUGGAAAAGCAUUCCAGGUGAAGCUGGUUGAGAGAAUGCCAAGAGUGUGCAAAGCUGUCAUCAAGGCAAAGGGUGGCUAUUUGAAGAAUUUCAAAUAUAAAAUAUAUUUUCAUUUUUUGGUUACUACAUGAUUCCAUAUGUCUUAUUUCAUAGUUUUGAUGUCUUCACUAUUAUUCUGCAAUGUAGAAAAUAGUAAAAUAAAUUAAGAAAAACCCUUGAAUGAGUAGGUGUGUCCAAACUUUUGACUGGUAGUGUGUAUAUGGUCUUUUGGACCACUGGUUCGAUCACUAUAUGGACAGGCUAUUUAAAUAUACUGGACCACUGGUUCUAUUCAACUAUAUACUGGACCACUGGUUCUAUUCAACUAUAUAGUCUGCUGCCUUUUCCUUUAUCAGUUAUAUUAAUGGUCACUUUGCAUUAGACAAAUACACUAUCGAAAUGCCCAAUCCAUGUGACUUGGCAGUAAUUUGCAUUGGGACUCACUAAGUAAAUUGACAGGAUUAGUCAUGUAUUCCAUCCGCAUGGAACCUCUAGGGUCAGUGAGUGAUCACUCUAGGGUCAGUGAGUGAUCAUAUUAGUAACCCUGGUAACAGACAUAUCCCUAACCCUGGUAACAUACCUAUCCCUAACCCUGGUAACAGACCUAUCCCUAACCCUGGUAACAUACCUAACCCUGGUAACAGACCUAUAACUACAACCCUGGUAACAGACCUAUCCCUAACCCUGGUAACAGACCUAUAACUAACCCUGGUAACAGACCUAUCCCUAAACCCUGGUACAACCUAUCCUAACCCUGGAACAGACCUAUCAACCCUGGUAACAGACCUAACCCUGGUAACAGACCUAUAACUCACCCUGGUAACAGACCUACCUGGUAACAGACCUAUCCCUAACCCUGGUAACAGACAAAACCCCAAACCUGGUAACAGACCAAACCAAAACCCUGGUAACAGACCUAUCCCUAACCCUGGUAACAUACCUAUCCCUAACCCUGGUAACAGACCUAACCCUGGUAACAGACCUAUCCCUAACCCUGGUAACAGACCUAUCCCUAACCCUGGUAACAGACCUAACCCUGGUAACAGACCUAUCCCUGGUAACAUACCUAUCCCUAACCCUGGUAACAGACCUAACCCUGGAAAACAGACCUUUUUAAAACCCUAACCCUGGUAAACAGACCUAUCCCUAACCCUGGUAAAAAUACCAAAUAACAACUAACCCUGGUAAAAACCCUAUCCCUAACCCUGGUAAACAGACCUACCCUAACCCUGGUAACGACCUAAACCCCUGGUAACAGACCUACCCUAACCCUGUAACAGACCUAUCCCUAACCCUGUAACAGACCUACCCUGGUAACAGACUAUCCUAACCCUGGUAAACAACCUAUCCCUGGUAACAACCUACCCUAACCCUGGUAAACAGACUACCCUAACCCUGGUAACAACCUAUAAACCCUGGUAACAGACCUAUCUAACCCUGGUAACAGACCUACCCCAAACCCCUGGGAAUAACAAAUUUACCUAUAACUAACCCCUGGGAAACAGACCUAUCCCAACCCUGGUAAACAUCCCUACCCCCUAACCCUGGUAACCAGAACCUACCUACCUGGUAACAGACCUAUCCCUGGUAACAGACCUAUAACUAACCCUGGUAACAUACCUAUCCUAACCGGUAACAUAUAAAAAACCUAUCCCAAACCCCUUUAAAGCCCUGAAACAGACCUAAAAACCUGGUAACAAGCCCUAACCUGGUAACAGACCUAUAACUUAACACCUUUGGAAACAGACCAAACCUAACCCUGGAAACCCUUUACCUUAACAAUAACCAACCCUGGUAACAUGAUAUCGCCUAACAAACGGAAAACAACCUAUCCUAACUCGGUCACAAAACCUCCCACGCGGUAAAAAGACCUCUAGCUACUGGUUCAGGGGCCUACCCAAACCGGGUUUUAACAGACCUAACCCGGGUUUUACAGACCUUUCCCUGGUUAACAGACCUUUAAACUACUGGUCGGGGGUCCUAUCCUACCCUGGUAACAUACCUUUCCCUCCCCCUGGUAACAGACCCCUACCCGGGUUUCGGGCCACUGCGUAACAGCCUUUCCAGGUACAUACCUCCCUACCCGGGUUUUAACUCCUACUCCUACCUGGUAGGGGCAUACCUCCAAACCGGUUCAGACUGGGCUCCCUACGGGUUUUCGGGGGUAACUGGUACAGCUAG
Coregonus sp. 'balchen' is the source of this 18529-nucleotide messenger RNA. The record is from the annotation of a GenBank genome assembly. NCBI's taxonomy places the organism in Eukaryota, Metazoa, Chordata, Actinopteri, Salmoniformes, Salmonidae.